CCCAGCUUCUCUGGAGAGAAUGAGCUGGUGUUUGGGGUGCAGGUGACCUGUCAGGGCCGUUCCUGGCCAGUUCUCCGAAGUUAUGAUGACUUCCGAUCCCUGGAUGCCCACCUACACCGGUGCAUAUUUGACAGGAGGUUCUCCUGCCUCCCAGAGCUCCCCCCACCCCCAGAGGGUGCCAGGGCUGCCCAGAUGCUGGUGCCACUGCUGCUGCAAUACCUGGAGACCCUGUCAGGCCUGGUGGACAGUAACCUCAACUGUGGGCCUGUGCUCACCUGGAUGGAGCUGGACAACCACGGCCGGCGACUGCUCCUCAGUGAGGAGGCUUCCCUUAACAUCCCUGCGGUGGCCGCUGCGCACGUAAUCAAACGGUACACAGCCCAGGCACCAGAUGAGCUGUCCUUCGAGGUAGGAGACAUUGUCUCUGUGAUCGACAUGCCACCCACUGAGGAUCGGAGCUGGUGGCGGGGCAAACGAGGCUUCCAGGUCGGUUUCUUCCCCAGUGAGUGUGUGGAACUGUUCACAGAGCGGCCUGGUCCAGGACUAAAGGGGGAUGCCGAUGGUCCCCCGUGCGGUGUCCCAACGCCCCAGGGUGUCUCCUCUCUGACCUCAGCUGUGCCCCGGCCACGUGGGAAGCUGGCUGGCCUCCUCCGAACCUUCAUGCGCUCCCGCCCUUCUCGGCAGCGGCUGCGGCAGCGGGGCAUCCUGCGGCAGAGGGUGUUUGGCUGUGACCUUGGAGAGCACCUCAGCAAUUCAGGCCAGGAUGUGCCCCAGGUACUUCGCUGCUGCUCUGAGUUUAUUGAGGCCCACGGCGUGGUGGAUGGAAUCUACCGGCUCUCAGGAGUGUCAUCCAACAUCCAGAGGCUACGGCAUGAGUUCGACAGCGAGAGGAUCCCUGAACUGUCCGGCCCCGCCUUCCUGCAGGACAUCCACAGCGUGUCCUCCCUCUGCAAGCUCUACUUCCGGGAACUGCCGAAUCCCUUGCUCACGUACCAGCUCUAUGGGAAGUUCAGUGAAGCCAUGUCGGUGCCCGGGGAGGAGGAGCGCCUGGUGCGAGUCCACGACGUCAUCCAGCAGCUGCCCCCGCCUCACUACAGGACCCUGGAGUACCUGCUGAGGCACCUGGCCCGCAUGGCGAGACACAGUGCCAACACCAGCAUGCAUGCCCGCAACCUGGCCAUUGUCUGGGCACCCAACCUACUACGGUCCAUGGAACUGGAGUCUGUGGGGCUGGGUGGGGCUGCAGCCUUCAGGGAGGUACGGGUGCAGUCUGUGGUGGUGGAAUUCCUGCUCACCCACGUGGAUGUCCUGUUCAGCGACACCUUCACUUCCGCUGGCCUCGACCCUGCAGGCCGCUGCCUCCUCCCCAGGCCCAAGUCCCUUGCGGGCAGCGGCCCCUCCACUCGCCUGCUGACGCUGGAGGAAGCCCAGGCUCGGACCCAGGGCCGGCUGGGGACUCCCACCGAGCCCACCACUCCCAAGGCCCCAGCUUCACCUGUGGAAAGGAGGAAAGGGGAGAGAGGCGAGAAACCGCGAAAGCCAGGGGGAAGCAGCUGGAAGACGUUCUUUGCCCUGGGCCGGGGCCCCAGCAUCCCCCGGAAGAAGCCUCUACCCUGGCUGGGGGGCACCCGUGCCCCACCGCCACCUUCAGGCGGCCGACCUGACACAGUCACCCUGAGAUCUGCCAAAAGUGAGGAGUCUCUGUCAUCACAGGCCAGCGGGGCUGGCCUCCAGAGGCUGCAUAGGCUCCGGCGACCCCACUCCAGCAGUGAUGCUUUCCCUGUGGGCCCCGCACCUGCUGGCUCCUGCGAGAGCCUGUCCGAGUCCUCCUCCUCCUCCUCCGAGUCCUCCUCCUCCUCCGAGUCCUCCUCGUCCUCUGGGUCCUCAGCAGCUGGGCUGGGGGCGCUCUCUGGCUCCCCCUCACACCGAACCUCAGCCUGGCUAGAUGAUGGUGACGAGCUGGACUUCAGCCCACCCCGCUGCCUGGAGGGGCUCCGGGGGCUCGACUUCGAUCCCCUUACGUUUCGCUGCAGCAGCCCCACACCAGGGGACCCGGCGCCUCCCGCCAGCCCGGCGCCCCCAGCCCCUGCCUCCGCCUUCCCACCCAGGGUGACCCCCCGGGCCCUCUCACCCCAAGGGGCUGCCAGCCCUGCCUCGCCCACUGCCCUGGACAUCUCAGAGCCCCUGGCUGUAUCAGUGCCACCUGCUGUCCUGGAGCUGCUGGGGGCCGGGGCAACGCCUGCCUCAGUCACCCCAACGCCGGCCCUCAGCCCCAGCCCAGGCCUACGGCCCCAUCUCAUCCCCUUGCUGCUGCGCGGAGCCGAGGCCCGGCUGAGUGACACCUGCCAACAGGAGAUCUGCAGCAAGCUGGCGCUGCCUGGUCCCCGGGGAGCCCAGGGCCAGCCUGGUCUUGGUAUGGAUUCACCGCUGCUGCCCCCACCCCUGUCCCUCCUGCGCCCUGGGGGGGCCCCACCCCCACCCCCCAAGAACCCAGCACGCCUCAUGGCCCUGGCCCUGGCUGAGCGGGCUCAGCAGGUGGCCCAGAGACAGAACCAACAGGAGCAUGGGAGCACCCCUUCUGCUCCCCACUCUCCUUUCCACCGCUCACUGUCACUAGAGGUGAGCGGUGAGCCCCCAGGGACCUCAGGGGUUGGGCCGGCCCCCAACUCCCUAGGCCACCCAGGUGCCUGGGUUCCUGGACCCCCACCCUCCCUGCCAAGGCAACAAAGUGACGGGAGCCUGGUGAGGAGCCAGCGGCCCCCAGGGACCUCAAGGAGGGGAGUCAGAGGCCCUGCGCAGGUUCCUACUCCCGGCUUCUUCUCUUCAGCCCCUCGGGAGUGCCUGCCGCCCUUCCUUGGGGUCCCCAAACCAGGCUUGUACCCCCUGGGUUCCCCAUCCUUCCAGCCCAGCUCCCCAGCCCCAGUCUGGAGGAGCCCCUUAGGUCCCCCUGCACCACUUGACAGGGGAGAGAACCUGUACUACGAAAUCGAGACGGGUGAGGGAACCCCCUACUCUGGCCCUACUAGGUCCUGGAGUCCCUUUCGCUCUAUGCCCCCAGAUAGGCUCAAUGCCUCAUAUGGCCUGCUUGGCCAAUCGCCACCACUCCACAGGUCCCCCGACUUCCUGCUCAACUACCCACCACCCCCUUCGUGCUUUCCCCAUGACCACCUUGGCUACUCAGCCCCCCAGCAUCCCGCCAGGCGCCCUACCCGGCACGAGCCCCUCUACGUUAAUCUAGCUCUGGGGCCCAGGGGUCCCUCACCUGCCUCUUCCAGCUCCUCCUCUCCUCCUGCCCACCCCCGGAGCCGUUCAGAUCCUGGCCCCCCAGUCCCCCGCCUACCCCAGAAACAGCGGGCCCCCUGGGGCCCCCACACCCCUCACAGGGUGCCUGUGCCCUGGGGCCCUCCAGAGCCUCUCCUGCUGUACAGGGCAGCCCCACCGGCCUACGGGAGGGGGGGCGAGCACCACCGAGGGUCCUUGUACAGGAAUGGGGGGCAAGGAAGGGAGGGGGCUGGUCCCCCACCCCCCUACCCCACUCCCAGCUGGUCCCUCCACUCUGAGGGUCAGACCCGAAGCUACUGCUGAGCCACAGCUGGGGGAGAGACCUUCCUCCCUUCCCUUCGCCCUCACUGAUCUUGGCCCCAUCUAAUCGCUUGUUUUGUAUUUUCUUGAGCUCCCGACCCCUACCCCAGGUUUCUAACUUUGUAACUUGUUUCUGAUGUGGGUCCCUAACCUGUUAUGGCUUCCCUACCCUGGGCCGAAAAGGGCACACCCAUCCCCCCACCAUCCUCCUGUCCCGGGGGCUCUCGCACAAAUCUGAGGGCUAGGCUGACAGACACCCUGUCUUCCCUCUCCCUCCAGGAGCCCCCAGUUUGUCCUGACCUGUACACAGGGGGUUGGGGAACAGCUCCUGCCCAUCUCCCCCCACACCCCCCACUAAACCAUCUG
Odobenus rosmarus divergens (Pacific walrus) is the source of this 3948-nucleotide messenger RNA. It is a transcript of the gene ARHGAP33, whose product is annotated as Rho GTPase activating protein 33. Gene Ontology annotation, cellular component: nucleoplasm; fibrillar center; Golgi apparatus. The transcript has 19 exons. Gene Ontology annotation, molecular function: GTPase activator activity; protein binding. Bases 193 to 3585 code for a protein of 1130 amino acids. The record is from RefSeq and is a predicted model, not a curated record. NCBI's taxonomy places the organism in Eukaryota, Metazoa, Chordata, Mammalia, Carnivora, Odobenidae. Gene Ontology annotation, biological process: small GTPase-mediated signal transduction.